Messenger RNA from Acanthosepion pharaonis, 798 nucleotides. The record is from the annotation of a GenBank genome assembly. NCBI's taxonomy places the organism in Eukaryota, Metazoa, Mollusca, Cephalopoda, Sepiida, Sepiidae.
AUGAUUCUCUUCUUUUCUCUCUUUCUCUUUCUCACUCUUUCCCUCUCUCUCUCCGUCUCUCUUUUUCUCUGUCUCUCUUUCCUUCUCACUCUCUCUCUCUCUAUUUCUCCCUGUCCCUUUAUGCCUUUAUGUCUUUCCUUCUCUCAUCUAUCUAUUUAUUCUCUUCUGCACAUAUCUAUCCAUACAUCUAACUGUAUAUUCCAUUCUGCUCGUAUCUAUCUAUCUAUCUAUCUAUCUAUCUAUCUAUCUCAGUGUGUUCGUAUCUAUCUAUCUAUCUAUCUAUCUAUCUAUCUAUCUAUCUAUCUAUCUAUCUAUCUCACGUCAUUCCGCCUUCCGCCUCCUCCUGAUCUUGUCAAACUCUCCACUGCAGGAAAAGCAAACAGCCAAAAAAAAAAAAAAAAGGGACGAAAAUUUCCUUUCCUUUUCAAGAGAGGUGACAGACCCACAAAGCUUCCUAGCUGUAUUUCCACUCCAGCAAUACCUUUCUUUCUCUCCCCAACUCUUUCUAUAUUCGCCACCAUCCUUACCCUCUCGCUUCUACAUCACCCACCUCGUUUCCAUGCCCUGUUCCCUCUUUACCACACCCCCACCCAUAUCAUGUCGGCGUGUCUUACUCAUCACGCGGAGAAAAAAAGGGGCUUCGUUAGGGAUGAGCAAUGCAUUAAUACACUUAAUUACCAAUCGGCCUUCCUGACAAAAUAUUUCUUCAACAAUUAUCGGCUGCAAUGCACCAUUGUGGGUGGGAAAGGUGUGGCGUCCUUCCGUCUUUGUGGUGGCUUGUCUGUUUCUAUGAGGUAA